Mesocricetus auratus (golden hamster) is the source of this 2094-nucleotide messenger RNA. It is a transcript of the gene Htr3b, whose product is annotated as 5-hydroxytryptamine receptor 3B. Gene Ontology annotation, biological process: monoatomic ion transmembrane transport; signal transduction; regulation of membrane potential. The transcript is spliced from 9 exons. Lineage: Eukaryota; Metazoa; Chordata; Mammalia; Rodentia; Cricetidae. The record is from RefSeq and is a predicted model, not a curated record. Gene Ontology annotation, cellular component: synapse; neuron projection; postsynaptic membrane. The coding region runs from base 7 to 1320 and encodes 437 amino acids. Gene Ontology annotation, molecular function: transmembrane signaling receptor activity; neurotransmitter receptor activity; extracellular ligand-gated monoatomic ion channel activity.
AGUGCGAUGAGUCUUCUGCGGUCCUGCCUCCUGGUGGCUGCUGUAGGUAUUGUAGGCACAACGACACCUCAUCCUAGAACUUCCUCUCUGCAUCGUCUUACCAGGCAGCUCUUACAGCAGUAUCACAAGGAUGUCAGACCAGUUUACAACUGGGCUGAGGCUACCACGGUCUACCUAGACCUUUGUGUCCAUGCUGUAUUGGAUGUGGACGUACAGAAUCAAAAAUUAAAGACAAGCAUGUGGUACCGAGAGGUUUGGAAUGAUGAGUUUUUGUCCUGGAACUCUAGCCUGUUUGAUGAGAUUCAAGAAAUAUCUCUCCCUCUCAGUGCCAUCUGGGCCCCUGAUAUCAUCAUUAAUGAGUUCGUGGACCUCGAAAGAUCUCCCGACCUUCCCUAUGUGUAUGUGAACUCUUCUGGAACCAUUAGUAACCACAAGCCCAUCCAAGUGGUCUCUGCAUGCAGUUUGCAGACAUACGCUUUUCCAUUUGAUAUCCAGAACUGCAGUCUCACCUUCAACAGCAUUCUGCACACAGUGGAAGACAUAGAUCUGGGCUUCCUGAGGAGUAGAGAAGACAUCGAGAAUGACAAAAGGUCAUUUCUGAAUGACACUGAGUGGCAACUUCUUUCAGUGUCCUCCACAUACCACAUCCUGCGGAGCAGCACUGGAAACAUCGCUCAGAUUCAGUUUAAUGUGGUGAUUCGCAGACGCCCAUUGGCCUAUGUUGUGAGCCUCUUGAUUCCUAGCAUCUUUCUGAUGCUUGUGGACCUGGGGAGCUUCUACCUGCCCCCCAACUGCCGUGCAAGAAUUGUAUUCAAGACCAAUGUGUUGGUGGGCUACACAGUCUUCAGGGUCAACAUGUCUGACGAGGUGCCGAGGAGUGCAGGAUGCACGUCUCUGAUUGGGGUCUUCUUUACCGUCUGCAUGGCCCUCUUGGUUCUCAGCUUAUCCAAGUCCAUCUUGUUGAUCAAAUUCCUCUACGAGGAGCGGCACAGUGGGCGAGACAGGCCUUUCCUUUGCCUUGGAGGAGACUCUGAUGCCAAUGAGUCUAGAUUGUAUCCUAGGGUUCCGAGUGCUGAGACAACAGGGUCCCCGGUCCAUGAGGAGCACCAGGUUCAGCCAGAUAGCCUGAAGGAAGCUUGGCUCCAGCUCCAGUCCAUCAACAGCUCUCUCCGAACCCGGGAUCAGGUUCACCAGAAGGAGGUGGAGUGGCUGGCCAUCCUGUACCACUUUGAUCAGCUGCUCUUUCGAAUCUACCUUGCUGUACUGGGGCUCUAUACUGUCACCUUGUGCACUCUCUGGGCACUAUGGAGCAGAGUGUGACCAUGGAGACUGCCGGUCUCACUUGAUAGGGGUCACAACACUUAGGGAAAGCUGAACAGUGUUUGGAGAGGGAUUGAAGGGGAAAGAAUGAGUAGGCUUAAAAAAUGUCUCCCAAACUCCAUUGUCACAUUUUAAUGACUAGAGUAGUAUCUUAUUGGUUAUUGACCGAACCAGUAAACAUAAAUGCUCAUAAUAAAGAUAUUUAAAUAGAAUAGAAUAUACAGUAAUGAGCAAGCUUUAGCUUUCCCUGAGCCAUCAGUAGCAACUAUAUAUACUUAGGCUUAAGCAAAAAAGUUUGGUUUUAGAUUUUUGGAGCAGGGUCUCUUGUAGUCUAGGCUAAGCUUGAAUACUAGGCAGCCAAAGAUGACCUUGAACCCUUGAUACUCCUGCCUCUACCUUCCAAGUGCUGAGAUUGUAUGUACUGUGCCACCAUGCCCAGCUCCAUUUGAUGUAUCCUGCUUUAACAAUCUAUAUGUCAACUUGGCCUUGAGCCCUGCUCAAAACAACUUAAUUCCUCCAGGAUCAUCAAUCUGUCUCCUCAAUUCUGUCUUUGGUCUCAUGUUACCUUAUAUCCUUCUACCUUUAAAUAUUUGACAGCCUCUUUAAUGCCUGGUUCUAUUACAGUUUACCCAGGAGACCUUAAAUUUCACUUCUCAGACUUCAGUCUGCCUUAUUUAAAGUAGGGACUGUUAAUAAUUACUCUCUCCAUAUCGUAGAAUUAUGAGAGCAAAAUAACAACAUUUUGAAAAAUAAAUAAUAGAUGACAAAAAUAAA